Molecule: messenger RNA, 178 nt
Organism: Dentiscutata erythropus
Lineage: Eukaryota; Fungi; Glomeromycota; Glomeromycetes; Diversisporales; Gigasporaceae
Source: the annotation of a GenBank genome assembly
AAGUACCAGAGGAAGUAACUGACGCUGCAGAUUACGAAAGUUAUGAAUUUAAAAAGGUUGAUCAUACAGAUCCUAAAGUUCGUUCCAGCUUUGAAGAUUAUCUGGCUUGGGAUGGCCAUCUUGAUGGCAAGAAAUUUGCGGAUGGACAUUCUACUGAAAGCGCUAGGAAUGUUAUGUG